UUUCUUCCUCUCCAAAACAAACAAACACAGAUUUGCCCAUUGAUGGAUUAAGUGGAGAUUGCUUUGGUUUUUUCGUGAGCCUCCAUGCUUUCUUCCACUCAUUAGUUUUAGCUGCUGCUGUUGCUGCUUCUUCAUCAAAACAAACCGAGAUCUGGGUUUUUCAAAACCAGAUCUGGGUUUGUCUCAAGCCCCGAUCUGGGUUUGAGACAAACCCAGAUCUGGGCUUGAGACUGCAUUUCUCCAUCCACCUCCGCUUCUUUCCUCACUCACCAUUUCUCCUUUGAAUCGACGGAUACUGUUGUGAAGAAGAGCUUGAAGCCUGGCGUCAUGGCCCCUGCAUGCUCUGCAACAGCAACGGCUGGUUUGCGCCGUCGCAGGCUCACUAUAGGCUCGGCCGCGUCGAGAUCUGGCUCUGUCAGCUCCGGCUCCGGCAGUAACAUGCGUCGGGAUCUAGCUGGUUUCUAGGAUCUAGCUGGCUCUGUGGUUUACAAUCUCUUGGGCUUUUGCCUCUAACGAGCUAGCCACUGAUGCAAGCUUCAUUUUUGUUCUGGUUUUUUGAACUCUUGUGGUUUAUGUUCUAUUUUUUCGAACUCAUGGUUUUUGUUCUGUUUUUUCAAACUCUUGUAGUUGAUUUUUGGUCCUGAUUUUGCUAUUUUUCUUUGUCUUGAUGGAACUGGAACUAGAAUUUUUGGUUCUCUUUAAACCAGUGCUCGCUGGUUUCUGUGUUGAUUUCGCCGGCAUUUAGGUUUUGGUUUGCUGCAUAUCGAGUCUCCGGUGGUUCGGUACUGUUUCUUUUUGAUUUAUUUGCAUCCAUGUGAGUUGACUUGGUUUGAUGAAAUUCGAAUAUGUAUUUGAGGUUUUUUUUUAGACUAUGAUUUAGUUUCUCUUUGUUGCGUUUCAAUGGUGUCAGAGGAGUCAUUUGGGUUUGAGAAAAACCCAGAUCUGGGUUUGAUUUGGAGAGGAAGAGGAAGGGACAAGAGAGAGAGAAAGUGAAAGAGGAAGAACAGAUGACAUGGAAGUUUUAUUGUUAGACUGUGAUUUAGUUUCUCUUUUGUUGCGUUUUAGUGGUAUUGAAGGAGUUAUCUGAGUUUAAGGAAAACCCAGAUCUGGGUUUGAUUUGGAGAGGAAGAAGAAGCGAUAAGAGAGAGAAAGUGAAAGAGGAAGAAGAGAUGACAUGGAUGAAAAAAAAAUCAUUAUUUUU
Molecule: messenger RNA, 1201 nt
Organism: Rubroshorea leprosula
Lineage: Eukaryota; Viridiplantae; Streptophyta; Magnoliopsida; Malvales; Dipterocarpaceae
Source: the annotation of a GenBank genome assembly